Messenger RNA from Ruditapes philippinarum (Manila clam), 9474 nucleotides. RefSeq names its product oxysterol-binding protein-related protein 8-like. Gene Ontology annotation, molecular function: cholesterol binding. NCBI's taxonomy places the organism in Eukaryota, Metazoa, Mollusca, Bivalvia, Venerida, Veneridae. The transcript has 19 exons. The record is from RefSeq and is a predicted model, not a curated record. The coding region runs from base 129 to 2804 and encodes 891 amino acids. Gene Ontology annotation, cellular component: intracellular membrane-bounded organelle; cytosol; membrane.
GUUGUUGAGUCAAUUUUAGCUCGGAAGUAUUGUUGUUUAUAAAUUUUAAAAAUAAAAUGGAAAUUGACAAUAAACUUUUAAACAAUGGAGACUGGAGUUUUAAAAAGGUAUUAAUUUUAACAUAAACAAUGAGUGGAAGGAAGUUUAAAUUGUCGAAAAGCCCAAGUUUUAAACUUGUGAGAACAUUCUCUACGGAUCAUCACCAUGCUAAGAGGCGGUCUUUUUCUACAGGUCAGUCAGAAGGGGACUCCACAGACCAUGGGAAUUCCCCACAAGGAAAGUUGACCAGAUCUAGAACCAGUUCCGAGUCCAAGUUGUUUUCACCAAUCUCUGAGAAGUUGCAAGGAAAUUCUCUUCAACCUGUCACAAAGAUCUCAAAGAGGGAGUCAUUGAAGGAGCAAAAGAGAAAUUACCGCAGUCAGAAGAAACAAGCAGCUCGUGAGUUACUAACCACAUUAAAGGACCCGUCUGUUAUUGUGCUUGCUGAUUGGUUGAAGGUUCGGGGUACAUUAAAAAGUUGGACCAAGUUAUGGUGUGUGUUGAAACCAGGCCUACUGGUUCUAUACAAGAGUGAAAAACAAAAGAGCAAUCAUUGGGUUGGAACAGUUUUGCUCAACACAUGUAGGUUGAUUGAGCGGCCUUCAAAGAAAGAUGGUUUCUGUUUCAAGAUCUUCCAUCCCCUGGACCAGUCUAUAUGGGCAACAAAGGGACCAAAAGGGGAGACAAUUGGUGCCAUAGUACAACCAUUGCCUUAUUCCUACCUUAUAUUCAGAGCUCCUUCAGAAGCUGCAGGAAAAUGUUGGAUGGAUGCUUUAGAACUAUCCCUCCGAUGUACCAAUUUGUUGAUGAAAUCUAUGAAAAAGGAUAGUACAGGCAGCAUAGAGGGAAAUGGUCUAAUUGCGGAGAACGAGGCGGAGAUGUCGGACUCCUCGUUACCUCCCAGUCACCAAGACAACGAGCAAGAACAAGACGGUGGAGACAGCAUGGAUGAAAGUGAUUGCGAAAAACAUUUUGCAAAUCAGGGUUUGGAUGAAGACUAUAAGACUGACAGGGAGGAGGCGGCCUCAGAUUCUAGCCAAUCAGAAGAGGAGGAUGACCGGGUGUUUGACGAGGUCGUAAGGUCAUCAUCAGCAUCAUCAAAGCCAUCAGAAACACCGUAUAUUAUGUGUGCUGUUGAAGAACUAGGACAGCAAGGAGAUUCAUGUCAAACAGAAGAAGUUAAUGAUGAAAAUAAAAGUAUUAUUUGGACACUUAUGAAACAGGUGCGACCUGGAAUGGACUUAUCUAAAGUUGUGCUUCCAACUUUUAUACUGGAACCUCGCUCUUUCCUCGACAAGUUAACAGAUUAUUAUUACCACUGUGAUAUCCUCUCAGAGGCUGUUUUACAAGAAGACCCUUAUACCAGAAUUAAAUCUGUGGUGAAAUGGUAUCUUUCCGGCUUCUACAAAAAACCAAAGGGCCUUAAAAAACCAUAUAAUCCUAUAAUUGGCGAGACAUACAGGUGUUACUGGCAUCAUCCGAACACCAACAGUCGUACAUUCUACAUCGCAGAGCAACUGUCCCAUCAUCCACCAGUAACUGGCUUCUAUGUCUCAAAUAGAAAAGACGGUUUUAAUAUAUCUGGAAGUAUUCUGGCCAAGUCUAAAUUUUAUGGAAACUCAUUAUCAGCCCUUCUAGACGGUACAGCUAAACUUUCCUUUCUCAAGAGAGGUGAAGAUUACUAUAUAACCAUGCCUUAUGCUCAUUGUAAAGGGAUAUUAAUAGGAACGUUAACAAUGGAAAUGGGAGGUAAAGUCAGUAUAUCUUGUCCAAAAACAGGGUACAGAUGUGAUCUGGAAUUUAAACUCAAGCCAUUCCUGGGUAUAGGGGAGGCGUCUAACAAGAUAGUAGGAAAGUUAAAGAUGGGAUCAGACACACUGGCACAUAUAGAUGGGCACUGGGACCAGGAAAUCUAUAUCAAAGAUAAAGUCACAGGGGAGUCAUCAUUAUUCUUUGCUCCUACGCCAGACGUGAAAGCAGCCAGGUUAAAGAAAUACACAGUUCCCAUAGAAAUACAGACUGACAUGGAGUCAGAGAGGUUGUGGAAGAAUGUAAGUGAUGCUAUUAUAGCCCAGGACAUGCACGGGGCGACACAGGAGAAAUUUAUACUAGAGGAAAGACAGAGGCAAGAAGCUAAAGAAAGGAAAGCUCAACUGCAGCAGUGGAUCCCGAAACUGUUUGAGAGAGACUCAAUAUCCGGAGACUGGAUUUAUAAACAUAUUGAUAUGCGACCUUGGGACAUCACCAACGACAAGCAUCAGUACGAGUCAGAGUAUUUAAUCUCAACUUGGACAAAACAUCGCACCCCAGUUGUACGUACGUUAAGUAUAACAAGCUUAGAACAAGUCCCGGACAAAUCGUCUACGACAGUUCCCGUUACGAGGCACCCGUCUAAGAUUCAGCGACCUUCCAUGAAAAGGUUAAAGGUCGUCGGUGAAGAGAGCGGCAGUUCUGCGGCGGAGCUCGACCAGAAACAUGACAGUGAUUCAUCAGAACCCGGUAUACGGAAAAGGGUAAGUCGGUCAGCGUCCAAUUCAAGAACUGCCAAGGUGGCUGAAGAUACCCUAGCAAAAUUAUUAGAACCAGUAUGUGUAUUACAACAAGAAACUAACACUCUUGUACAAACUCUACAAAGACAAGUGGUGUCCUUACAACAAAAACUAGACAACAGAGAGGAGAACUUAUUCGGCGGUCAAUCUCAGACGUGGAUCAUUCUCGGUGUCGUACUUCUCUUCCAGACAGUACUUCAGUGGCUUCUCAGAUAGCAAGUGAUGAUUUUAGCAAUAAUUAAUACACUUGUAUCAUAUAGAUAAAUAAAUAAUCACAAUUUAUAUCCCAGGGAUCCAUAGAAAUCUCUAUGGAGGUUUUUUUUUCCGCACUUCACUUGUUUCAGCAUAAUAAACUUAUAGAACAUGUUACUGUAAUGUUAAGUUAAACACUCCCAUGUUACACAAAAUGUAUGUUUUGAUUUGUUGCCAUUAUGUUUCAGAUUUGCGUUAAAAAGUAUAAAGCUAUCACUUGCAAGUUAUAGAUAUGAAUCUGAGAAACUGUAUGACCAUGUUGUUUUCAUAUGUUCAGAGUUUAUCCACAGAACACUUCUAAUAAAGAGGGGGUUUUUUUUAACAGAAAAAAUGUUCCUUCUCAUAAUAUUUUAUUGCUAUUUUAAGCAAGGUUUUCUGGAUGAUUGCACACAUGCUACUGCUAUGGAAAUUUACAAUCAUUUUUAAAAAUUAAAAAUUUACUAAAGCAUUGUAACAGACAGCCCAUUAUAGCUUUGUACCCUAUUAUUAGAAGAACUCAGUUGUUGAAUAAUGUAUUGAAUGAUAACUCAGUUAAUAACCUUUACCAUUAUCUUUUUUAACAACAUAUAUUUUUCAAGCUUCAAUCUAUUUUCAAGGGGGGGGGGGGGAGGAAUCAAAUGUCAGGGUAUAAGUUCUAAUUAAGGGGGAACAGAACUAUUUUAGAGUGAACAGUUCUAUUUCAGGAGGGACAGGCUUAUUUUAGGGGAGACAAUCCUAUUUCAGGGGGAACAAUCCUGUUUCAACGGAUAACAAACAGUCCUACUUCAGGGGGGACAGGCCUAUUUUAGGGGAAACAAUCCUAUUUUCAGGGGAAGUAAUACUAUUUUUGGAAGGAACAGUUCUAUUUUAGGGGGAACAAUCCUAUUUUUGGGGGGACAGUUCAAUUUCAGGGGAAACAAUCAUAUUUUUGGAAGGAAGAGUCCUAUUUUAGGGAAACAUUCUCAUUUCUGGGGGAUAUGAUGCAAUUCACACAAGGCUGUAGAAUUAUUUUUUUCUGAUAAAGCAAGGCAAAAGGACUAUUGAUAUUAUAUUACUCUGUGCAUAUAUUUAAGACAAAACAUGGACACAAACUUAGUAAAGAUCUCAAUAUACACUAGAUUCAUCGUGUGAUGAAACAUAAUGUUAUACAAUAUAAUAUCAUGCUAUGUGAUGAUAUAACAUUAUGUUAUGUGACCCUGUAACUUCAUUUUAUGUGACCGUAAAACAUUGUGUUUUAUGUGACAAGAUCAAGCCAUGUUAGUUAAGAUACAUUAUGUGAUUAACCCAUGUUGUAAUAUGAAAUUGUGUUGCAAUGUCGUAUUAUGUGAUUCAACCUCAAUGUAAUACGAAAACGUAACCUCAUUUUAUAUGACCUAAUAUCACUGGUUCUAUUUUUUUUUCUUUUCUUUUUUUGAGACUUUAAAGGUCAUGUGUGUUCAGUUAAAACAUUUGAUUCCUCAGGGUUUCAUAUUGAAAUAUUUUAUAUGCAGAUAAAUGUAACUCACUUUAGUGAACAAAGAUCCCAUACUAUUAGAUAUGAUUUCUUUUUUAUUUGAAGUAAGAAAUGCUUUUUAUCAUUGCUGAGGUUAGUUUUAUACGAUGACAUACAUUUCUUACCAUUGCUUCAAGAAAGGUUUUGCUUUUAUUUAGUGAAUGGUGGUCUUACAUACAUAUCCGUUGGUAACACAAAGGUGCGUAGGUGUCUGAUUAAAUAAUCUGUCUCUGACUUGGAUACAAACUCACAAUCUGUAGCUGAGUGGUUAGGGUCGUUGACUUCAAAUCACUUGCCCUUGACCGCUGUAUGUUCUAAUCCCAUCACGGCUUUGAAUUCUUUCAUGUGAGGAGGUAUCCAGUUACUUUACGGAAUGUCAGUGAAUCUACUAGGGUGCCCGCUCGUGCCUUAACUAAUGCAUGGAAAGGCACCCGAGGUAUUUCUUUGCCAGUAAAGCUUGAAAGUCGCCUUUUAUUGUGUUGGUGUGAAGUUUAACAAAACAAAAUGCUAGCAUUGUAGGCAAUCAAGCCAAAAAAUCUGUUUUCUGACACAAGUCUUUAAAGGUUGUACCUUUAUAUAUCAAGAUAGUUAUGCACUUUCAGGUGACAGUUUGGUUAAUCAGUGUUCUUAGGUUCUUGUACUUACCCUGUUUGUCAUCUGUAACUAGAAUGUGUUCUAAUCAGCAGUGUAUGUCAUUUGACCUUAUUAUUUGAGUUUUGUGACUGAUUAAUAUUUAUAUAGAAAUGUAUGAUGUUUUUAAACCAUAUGUUUUACUUUAGGAUUAUAAUACAAUACAAAUAUAAAAAAGCAUUAAGCACCUCUAUAUGCUAUGAUUAUAGGAUUUUUCUUCCUGUUGUUAGCUUUCAUUUGUUAUAAUUUGUUUAAGAAUAGUUGUUAGGCCCAUAUAUCUGAAUGAUUGAAAUAUUAAGAUGUUUACAUGUACAUGUGAAGAUAUUAAAAAUGUUUACAUGUAUAUGUGAAGAGAACUGUCAUGUAAAAGUGGUUUGUGAAUUUAUUGUUUUAUGUAAGAAUCAAUUAAUCUGUCUCUCUCUCUAUACUCAGGAAUAUAUUUAUGUUUCCCCCAUUCUAUAACAUUAUGAUUUAGGCAAGGUGUUGUAAUAUGUUACCCUGAUUUUUGUUUUUUAUGUGAAUUAAUUGAUUCACCCAUUAGGAGCUGUUACAAAGCAAUUUUCAAAUUCCAUGAAAAACAACAUUCAGAAGAAAACCAUAUACUGGAAUUUAUGUGAAAAAAAAUUUAUAUUCCAUUAAGACGACUUUAAAUAGGAAACAGUAUACUUAUGUGUAGAAUAAAUUGCAAUUGUAAAGUCAGAAACAAACCAUGGAUUUUGUUGAAAUUACAAAGUGGGGCAUAGAUGACUGAUGAGUGGUUAAGUUUGUUGACUUCAAACCACAUGCCCUUCACCGCUGUGGGUUUGAGUCCCUUUAGGGACUUUGAAUGCUUUAAUGUGAGCUAUGUGGCAGGCUUAUGAAACCUCAGUGGAUCUACUUGGGUGUCUGAAAUAAUGCACGAGGAUCACCACCAUUAAGUCAGGAAAGUUGUCUUUUGACGGUUUCAGCGUUGGUGUGACUUUAUAACAAACACACAAAUCAUAGUGAAGUGUGCUGUAAAUUAUAUGAAAUUUUCACAAGUCAAGCAAAAAUAUUGACUUUUAUGACAAUUACAUUAUUAAUCUAAAACAGACAAUCAUUUCUGCUAGUGCUAAUUUUUGUAUUUUUGGGUAGGGGUAAACGUAAACUGCUUGCUUUCUUGUUGGAUUAAUAAAGAUGCAUUUAUGUUCUACACUUUACUUUUUUGCGAGGAGGCCAAAAUUUUGCCCUAUCAACAUUUCUGUCCAAUAACCAAGGUGAUAAAUAUUUACCAAUUUCUUCUUUCAGUUCUGUUAAGUUUAUAAUGGUAAUCUAGAUACUUGGGGUAAACAUUUUUUUUUUAUUUUUUUUGAGAAAUUAGUAAAAUUUCAUCCCCAGCAAAAAUUUCUGAUUUUUACAAAAUAUUCAUCUGAAACCUUUAUUCUUUUACAUAUUUCUUUCUAGCCUUACCAAGUGUUGUGUUGUUGUUGUUUUUUUUUCCUGAACAAAAUCAAUUGAACUUCAUACACUAAUUUGCUCAUAUUUGUAUUUAGUUAUAGAAAAUAAUGUUGUUUAUUACUGUUUGUUUUAUUUGAUUUGUGCAAUACAUUGUAGUUGUUCAUUCAUUUUGAAAUCAAAUGGAUCUAAAUAUGUUGUUUUUUUCCUAUGAUAUUUAUUUGAUGGUGUUUGGGAUCAUUAUAAAGCAAUGAUAUUAUUAUAUAUUUUGUUUUUGUACAAUUAGUACUUUUGUUUGGUUUACAAACUGAGUUUGCAUUUUAACCAUUUAAAAUACAGUGGCUGCUGUACUAGAAGAACUUUCCUAAGCUUACCAAGAUAGAGCCAUACUUUUUGUAUUUGUAGAAGAAUAUGCAAGGUUUUACCUUUUCACAAACCCUGUAUAAAAAACUAAUAUUAUUCUGGUAAUAAAAUCAUAAUGAACAUAUGUACUAAUUUACCUGGUCUGUUAACAUACUCAAUUUACUAAUAAAAAUGUGUUAUUUUGUCUCUUACUGGCCAAUAUGAACAAAGAAUAUCCAAUAUAUGAAUCAUCCCUCAACAAUCCUGCCAGGACAUAGGAUUAUAGGUUUAAAAUCAAAAUUCAAAAAAAAAAAAAAGAAUAAAUUCAGGGGGGUGGGGUAGUGUCUGGAAGGGUAAAGAUUGAUGAUCUCAAAUCAUUAUACAUGUACUAGACAAGUUUUUGCUAUAAAUAGAGCUAAUUUGAACAAUUUUAAUAAAAAAGUUCCACAAAAUGCAUAUAAUUGAAUGGGCGCUGUAUUUCAACAAUUUUUUUAGCUCACCUGUCACAAAGUGACAGGGUGAGCUUUUGUGAUCGCUUUUCGUCCCUAGUCCGUCCGUCCAUAAACUUUUGCUUUAAAUGACAUCUCCUCAUAAACCACAAGGCCAAUUUCAUCCAAACUUCACAGGAAUGUUCCUUUGGUGGUCACCUUUAAAAAUUGUUCAAAGAAUUUAAUUCCAUGCAGAACUCUGGUUGCCAUGGCAACCGAAAGAAAAUCUUUAAAUAUCUUCUUUUAAACAACCCUAAGAGCUAGAGCUUAGAUAUUUGGCAUGAAACAUCUUCUAGUGAGUGUCUACCAAGUUUGUACAAAUAAAAGCCCUGGGGUCAAAAUUGGCCCCGCCCCAGGGGGUCAUUGAUUUUCCCUAUGUGCAUAUAGUAAAAACUUAAGAAAUCUUCUUUUAAAGAACUCAAAUAGCUAGAGCUAAGAUAUUUAGCAUGAAACAUGUUCUUAUGGGUGUCUACCAAGUUUGUUCAAAUAAAAGCCCUGGGGUCAAAAUUGGCCCCGCCCAAGGGGGUCAUUGAUUUUCCCUAUAUGCAUAUAGUAAAAACUUAAAAAAUCUUCUUUUAAAGAACCCAAAGAGCAAGAGCUAAGAUAUUUAGCAUGAAACAUUUUCUAGUGAGUGUCUACCAAGUUUGUUCAAAUAAAAGCCCUGGGGUCAAAAUUGGCCCCGCCCCAGGGGGUCAUUGAUUUUCCUUAUAUGCAUAUAGUAAAAACUUAAAAAUCUUCUUUGAAAAAACCCAAAUAGCUAGAGCUUAGUUAUUAAGCAUGAAACAUCUUUUAGUAAAUAUCUACAAAUUUUGUUCAAAUAAAAGCUGGGGGGUCAAAACUGGCCCUGCCCAAGGGGUGUCAUUUUUUUUAACUAUAUGUGUAUAGUAAAAACUUAAAAAAUCUUCUUUUAAAAAACCCAAUGAGCUAGAACUUAGAUGUUUAGCAUGAAACAUCUUCUUAUGGGUGUCUACCAAGUCUGUUCAAAUAAACAAAUGAAAGCCCUUGGGUUAAAAUUGGCCGGGGGGGGGGGCUAUUACAGGUGAGCGACCUCAGGGCCAUCAUGGCCCUCUUGUUCAUUUAUUAUAAUAGGCCAAUGUGAACAAAUAUGACACAUUUUGUUAUUUAAUUGCUCUAUUAAGUUUGCAUUUUGUUAAUUAAUUGCUCUAUUAAGUAUGAUAAUUAUGAUGAUAACAAUAAUGUGUCAUUUUGAACUGUGAAGGAACAAUGAUGGUAUUAUACAGAUUUUGAUAUUUUGUUGUUAACCAGAACAAAUGCAAUGUAUAUUGCUCUUUAAUUAUGUGUUUCAUACUCAAGAAUUUUAUGAUCAAAUUAAAUCUUCAUUUGUUGAACAUAACUUUUUUGAUAUAUUACAUAAAUUGCAUGUUUAGACACAAAAUUUAGUUACAUUCUGUUACUGAACUUUGGGAAGGGAUUCAGGUCAGUCCAUUACUGUAUGUAGGGUAAGUCCACUACUGAAUGUAGGGUCAGUCCAUUGCUGUAUGUUGGGUAAGUUUCUAACAGUUUGUAGGGUCAUUCCACUUCUUAAUGUAGGACUAGUCCAUUGCCAUAGGGUCAGUCCACUACUUCAUGUAGGAUAAGACCAUUAAUGUAUGUAGGGUCAGUCCUCUACUAUACCUAAGGUCAGGUCAUUACUAUAGUUAGUAUGUCCCCAAAUAAAUAUAUGGUCAGUCCACUACUGUGUGUAGGUCUAUUCCUUUACUUUGUGUUGGGCCAGUCCGCUACUGUAAGUAGGGUCACACCAUAACUGUAUGUAGCGUCAGUCCUUUACUAUAUGUAGGGUCAGGUCAUUUCUGUAUGAUGGGCUAAUCCACUAAUGUAUGUAGGGUGGGUCCAUUACUGUAUGUAGAGUCGGACUCGGUCCACUAAUGUAUGUGGGGUUGGUCUAUUACUGUUUUAUAUGAUGAUUUACAACAUUAUACUGUACAUGUACAUGUAUCGCGUAAUACAUAUUAUGACAUUAUUUUCAAUAUUCAAUUAUUUUAGAAUGAUAAAGACCUAUUUAAUACCAAUAUGAGAUCAGGUUUGAAAUAUAAAUGAAAUAACAAGUGUUUUAACUUGUUUAUAUUCACUGUUAUUUAGUUACAUAUUCCCUGAUCUUUAAUUUAUAGCAUUGAUUAAUAAAUGCAUAAUGUGUAUAAUUAUAUAAGAAUACAUAAAUAUGUUUGUAACAUAUGACUGUUAUAUAAUAUCUUGUUAAGCAAUGUUGAUUAAAAAUUGUACAUAAUAUGGAACCUGUGCAAUAAAACAGUUAAAACAAAGAAACAGAAAA